Messenger RNA from Penicillium atrosanguineum, 1587 nucleotides. RefSeq names its product cytochrome P450. NCBI's taxonomy places the organism in Eukaryota, Fungi, Ascomycota, Eurotiomycetes, Eurotiales, Aspergillaceae. Gene Ontology annotation, molecular function: iron ion binding; monooxygenase activity; oxidoreductase activity, acting on paired donors, with incorporation or reduction of molecular oxygen. The transcript is spliced from 6 exons. The record is from RefSeq and is a predicted model, not a curated record. The coding region runs from base 1 to 1587 and encodes 528 amino acids.
AUGGCAGGCUCCUUCGUGUGGCCCCUCCUCGGGGUCCUUUUUGUGUACUUUUGCUUACAGAAAAGGUCACAUCCGGCCCUUCGGCGCAUUCCCUACGUAAAGUAUAAUGCAUACAUGCCAGAUAUCUUCAAUAGGCUCAUCUACUACCCGAAGGCUAAGUCUAUGAUCUAUCGGGGCUAUGAGAAGUACAAGGAUAGUCCGUUCCGCAUGUUAACCGGAGACGGAGAAGUUGUUGUCUUGCCGGUAAAAUACGCGGCUGAGCUGAAGCAUUUACCUCCUUCCGUCCUCAGCUCCCUAGAUGCGCAGUUCGAGAAUGCGCUCGGACACUAUACGAAUAUAGUGAUCAACAGCUACUUGCCAUCGCAAACGGUUCGAAAGCGCCUGACCCCCAAUCUGGCCCGAGUCGUCCCCUGGGUCAUCGACGAGCUACGAUAUGCAUUUGAGACCGGGCUACCAGACUGCGAAGAAGACAAGUGGACAGCCUUUCAGCCCCAGGAGCUAUUUGUGCACCUCAUCUCACGAGCAACCUCGCGCGUCAUGGCAGGCGAAUCUCUCCGUCGUAACGAAGAAUGGCUCAACACAGCAGGCAAAUACUCCGUCAACGUCGGCCUAUGCGUAAUCCUCCUCCGACCAUUUCCCAAUUUCUUCCGGCCAUUCAUAGCCCCGUUCCUCCCUCCAGUACGGCAAAUGAAGCGACAAUUACAAUUUACAAAGGACCUCUUCGUCCCAAUAAUCAACGAGCGCCGCGAAGCCGAAGCAGCCAAUGAUCCGGGGUAUGUCAAGCCAGAUGACUUCUUGCAGUGGAUGAUAGAUGGCGCAGAGGAUGAGCAGGACCAGAACCCCGAGGCAUUGGCGCAUCAUAUGCUGUUGCUCAUGAGUUUGGCAGUGGUACAUACGAGUACGAUGGCGAUGUGUCAUUUUCUUUAUGAUCUGAUUCAUCGUCCAGAGUAUUUGGGUCCUUUGCGUGAAGAGAUCGCCCAGACCUUGCCUGAUGGGUGGGAGAAUGCGACAAAGGCGUCGUUUGAGGCUCAGCGGCGCAUAGAUAGUUUCCUGCGCGAGUCGCAGCGCUUCGGACCCCCUGGUGAAUUGUCCUUCCACCGCAUCGUAAAGGAACACCUCACAUUAUCGGAUGGACUCAUCAUCCCCAAAGGAACACACAUCUGUUUCCCCUCCGGCCCAAUGAGUAAAGAUCCAUCUUUCAUUGCGAAUCCAAGGCCUUUUGAUGGCUUCCGUUGGAGUCAGGACGCUAGUGAUCGUAACGCCCUCGACGCAUCUGAUGCCGUUGAAAAUGCAAUAUCACUCAAUGGGAAGCAGUAUAACGCUACAUUGGCUCCAUUAACAUCCACCAGCUUCGUCAGUAUUAGUCCGUCGAAUAUGCACUUUGGAUUUGGGCGUCAGGCAUGCCCCGGCCGAUUCUUUGCGGUGAACACAAUUAAGGCAAUUUUGAGCCGUCUCAUCAUGGAAUAUGACUUCAAGUUUGAUGAUUGCCAGGCUGGGCAAAGACCAGUGAAUUGGGCGGUGGGGGAGCAUGUCCUGCCGAAUACGAGUCCAGUUGUGUUGAUUAGGAAAAGGUCGAUAGGGCUCUGA